CGAGGUUUCCCCUCGGUGCUGUGGCUUUGGGCUUGCUGUGUGCUUUCUGUUCUUCCUCUGCACCUGAGUUGGCUUUGUAAACCAAAUUGCCAUGAAGACACCAUUGGUUUGGGAGAGCUCCUGCCAGCAGCUGCAGCUGCAAAAGGGGGUGUCUGCAGCCAGCGGGGCGUGCACAGCAUUUGCAAUGAGCCCUGGGGGGUUCUGUUCCCUCAAGCUGGGAGUCUGUGGCAGCAGAGCCUGGAACUCCCUCCGUUUGCUGGUGCAGCCAAGAACUGACCCAGCCCAGUAUUUUGUGCUGUUCUCUUGCUGUGUGAAGGGACUGUGGCUCCUGCAGGGACGCUGUGAAAGCAAAAUGCUCUCUCGGGGUUGCCUUGCUCCGUGGCAUUUCCCACCACAGGCAGUUUUUUCCCUGACAGCAUCUGGUUCAUGUUCCCUCUUCCCUUGCAGGGCACCUCAUGUGUGGAUCCCGAGCAGCUCCUCCUUCGGGAACAGCGUGAGCCUGGCGGAGCCUGCCGAGAAAUUCCUGGAAGUGGAGCAGAUUGGCCAAGGGGCUUUUGGAACCGUUUCUAAAGAACUCGACAGGGCCACAGGAGGAGAGGUCGGUGUCAACGCGCCCAGCACGUCUGGCAGCUCUCCAGGGCUUUCCCCUCUGCUGGGAGCUGUGGCUGCAGCUUUGGGGGCCAGCAGAGCUUUCCUGCACAGGCUGCUCCUCUGAAGGCAGAGCAGUGUCAGCCUGCAGAGCACAGCUGGGACAGACUUGGUCCUUCUGAAGUGCCCAAAGGAAUGCAAGGAGGGCAGCGGUGUCUGUCAGAGCAGGACACGCUGGCUUGGUCUUCAUAUCUAAAAGUGUGAAUGCAUCAGUGCUGGAGACUGAGGCCCAAUUUAUCUUCACCCCAGCCUCAGACAGGAACAUUAUUUAGCAGUUUUUCCAUCCUGCCUUUGUAAGAGCCCGUCUGAAGCCCCUCAUUUUCCAUUCUUCCUUCCGAUUGCCGCGAGAAAGAAUCCCUUCCCCCUCUGCAGUUCUGGCUUAGAACAGGACACAGGGCAGGUGGAACCACUGAACCGUCAUGCUGGCUGUUCCGAACAAGGCCUGGCAAGAACUUGGCAAGGAGUUGGCAAGGACUUGGCCAAGACCUGACAUGGACCCAGCACGGGACAGCCUGAUGCGCGGCCUGCUUCUAAUCUCCGUUCUUAAGCCGAAUGAAUUUUUGGGCUGACUCCCGUGGUCCUUCAUUGAAGACCCCUCGUCUGCCUCAUUACCACUGUGACAAACAAAGAAUGAGAACCCUCCUCCCAAGGACUGAGACCCCUACUACAGGGAGGAGGGGAAAUUGGUGGUCUGACCACUAAUGACAUGACCUGUUUCCCUUCAGUAAUUUCAAUGGAUUUAUUCUUCAUUUUAUACGUCUUGCUUUGGUGGUUUCUGUGGACUCACCUGUUCCCUCGUGGUGAUUACAAUGGACUUUCAUUGUUACACUUGUUCCCCCCUCUUUCCUCUGUGGACUAUAACUGGACCCCCGAGUCGACCAGAACUUCGAAGACUUCCCCGACACGACAGACGAAUCCCCAUCGUCUGGACCACUGAGGAUCUCGCCUGUGUUGGUAGCUAUUCCCAUACCCCUCUUCACUCUCUCUCUCUCCUUUUAUCUCCUUUCCGAUCCCCACUAUCGCAUUAGUUUUGGCCCCCAAU
Vidua chalybeata is the source of this 1690-nucleotide messenger RNA. RefSeq lists its product as uncharacterized. Lineage: Eukaryota; Metazoa; Chordata; Aves; Passeriformes; Viduidae. The record is from RefSeq and is a predicted model, not a curated record. The coding region runs from base 92 to 715 and encodes 207 amino acids. The transcript has 3 exons.